CGAUGCGUCAAAACAUCGUUUUUAGCCGAUUGUGUUUACCUGGAUGCCGACACGGACAGAAAGUGUACAGAAGAGGAUGCAAAAGAAAUAGGCUGGCACUAUUUAAUUUGACUUCCGCCCCCUGUGAAUCAUGACCGAACCAGGUAACAUUCAGCAACAUUCCUCGCCAGUGCACGAAAACCGGAUGGAUUGGUUAGCUCAGUCCGAUUCCUCAUCAGAAGAGGAAGGAUACGUAUCACCUUACUGUUGUUCGAGCGACGAAGAGCCCGAUCGAUCUCACCGCAGCUUGCUAGAUGAACUGCCAGCUUUUUCCACCCAAUCGCUGUCGCCUUCCGGGAGAUCCCUUUCACCGAUCGAUUUGGAUUCAUCGCCACCGCGCAGAUCCUGGAGUUCCACAUUCUGCAGCACACCGGUGGAUAGUCCCGCCCAGCAAGCGCCAGGGAAUGGUUUCGUGACGCUAGAGGAAAUAAACGCUCGCAUUGGAAUUACACCGCCGGCGGAUGCCGACCGGAGCCGGUCGCGUAAUUUGGAGACGAUAUUCGAGGACAAGUUCCUGGAAACCCCUCCGAGCAAGGAGUUCGAAUCACGGAACAGUAGAAAUCUUUUGCGACGAUCGGUGCGUAAUCGGGUACUGCUAGGGGUAACGGCCGGAAACUGGACGUCCGAUAAGUCCCCGUCUUCUCCGGUGGGAGGUCUGAACAAACAGUUUGAUGGAAAGCGGAAAUUAUCUUUGGACUAGGUUGUGCAGUAAGGUUAGAUAUAAUUUUCACUUAGCUUAUAAGAGCCUUUUUCUGUCCGGAAUUGAAUGAGUGGACACUUUUUUUUAAAUAAAAGAUGAAUUUAUAUUUGAA
This is a messenger RNA of Topomyia yanbarensis, 851 nucleotides long. RefSeq lists its product as uncharacterized. The transcript has 2 exons. Lineage: Eukaryota; Metazoa; Arthropoda; Insecta; Diptera; Culicidae. Bases 131 to 739 code for a protein of 202 amino acids. The record is from RefSeq and is a predicted model, not a curated record.